Messenger RNA from Colletotrichum spaethianum, 663 nucleotides. RefSeq lists its product as uncharacterized. Bases 1 to 663 code for a protein of 220 amino acids. Lineage: Eukaryota; Fungi; Ascomycota; Sordariomycetes; Glomerellales; Glomerellaceae. The transcript has a single exon. The record is from RefSeq and is a predicted model, not a curated record.
AUGAAGUCCUGCAACCUCAUGAAUGUGGCUUGUGCCUGCAAUAACUGCAAGGCUCGGAUAAAGGAUUAUGCGAGAAUGGAGGCACGGACCAUGUGGCAGCCCCUGGGAAUGGCCAGCUUUGGCAUGGGCAGUGCCACCCCAGCUGGCAGCUGCGACUCCAAUUCUUACGCGACCAGACUCAGACCGCGAUCCCGCCCGCCAUCCGCCCCAGUUACGCCCAAGAAGACCCCGAAAACACCCAAGAAAGCUCCCCAAAAAGGCGGCGCCGCGACUCCACGGAACCAAGACACUCCCGCGCGUAUCGACUUGCAGAAGACUCCCAGCGGCGCUCAGAAAGCUGCGCGCGCCGGCAAAAUGUCGACCCAAACGGGCAAGUUCCGCGAGGACCAGGUCCUCAUCAUCUGUCCCGGCAGCCAGACGACCAUGGCCCAGCUGGGAUGCGGCGAGCUGACCCCGCCCAUCCACCGCAUCCCGACGCGCAUGUUCAAGGACGCCGAGACGGACGAGUGGCGGCCCUUCCAUACCUUCAAGCGCAAGAAGCCCAAUGCCAACGGCGCGCUCGCUAUCGAUGGCCCGCGGCUCGACGAGGACGAGUACGAGUGGGUUGAGGACACGGACUCGGCCGAGGGCGCCGUCUACCCGCUUCAAGGUACGAUUGAAUGA